Messenger RNA from Lindgomyces ingoldianus, 1287 nucleotides. RefSeq lists its product as uncharacterized. NCBI's taxonomy places the organism in Eukaryota, Fungi, Ascomycota, Dothideomycetes, Pleosporales, Lindgomycetaceae. Gene Ontology annotation, cellular component: prospore membrane; ascospore wall; lipid droplet. The coding region runs from base 70 to 909 and encodes 279 amino acids. The transcript has 4 exons. The record is from RefSeq and is a predicted model, not a curated record.
CCUCCCCUCUACAAAUUAUUCCUAAGCAAUACCUACGAUCCUUAAAAUCUGAAUCGAAUUGUCGCCAACAUGUCCGAGAAAGUGAAGGAAGUUGCGAUGGAAGAAUAUGAGCAGGCGAGGAUUCUGACCAGAGAUGCGGUCCGGUCUGGCGCCUAUCUCUAUCCCAUUAAGGGCAUCACAUACUUCUUUACCCACCAGAACUUGUGGAAGCCCCUGGGUGAGAAGUUUCUCCCGACCAUCUCUCUUGGUGUUGGAGUAACCAUCUUCAUGUUCGCCGUCGCCUAUGUGCCCCAAGCCGCGGUUCUUACCAUCUUCAACGGUCCUCUUGCUAUCGUUACCACUGUCCUCCUGGUUCUCAGCGAGAGCUCCACGAUCUUCUCCGUUCUCAGCAAAAAUUUCUUGAUCGAUGACGCCCUUAUCGACACCUUCGAUGGCACACUUCUAUCACGCAACCUCACUUCUCUCGUCUCGACUGAGCGCCAAAUCAAGUCUGGCAGUGAUCCAAUUGCCAAAUUGGGCAAGAUCAUCCAGAAACCAUUUGCGCGAUUCACGCCGGCAGCCAUAAUUCGUUAUUUUAUGUAUCUCCCUCUAAACUUCAUUCCUGUGGUCGGUACGAUCCUCUUCGUUGUGCUACAGGGGCGCAAGUUUGGCCCAACAGCGCAUGCGCGUUACUUCCAACUGAAGCAGAUGAGCAAGACGGAGAAGAACGACUUCGUUGAGAAGAGGAAGGCCGCCUACACUAGCUUUGGUGUCCCAGCCGUGGUUCUUGAGAUGGUGCCACUGGUUGGGAUCUUCUUCGCAUUCACCAACACCGUUGGUGCUGCUCUGUGGGCGGCUGAUAUGGAGCAAAAAGAAACAACUGCACCAAACCUGCGCAAUCAAGCGGAGCUAGCCAAGAAGGCGGAGUAGUGAGGAGACGAAUACCCUCGCUCCCACUACCACUACAUAUUGAAGAGGCUCCGUGCUAAUCCCUGUGUUGGUAAGCCAGUUCGUCCCUUACAUGCGCUUUGGACCAAGCGGUCACUAUAGAUACCCAUGGAAACCUCCAUAUGCGAAGGGUAAUCUACUUGGCUGGUGUUGAGCUGGAAAAGCGGGACGAUGUACAUGAUAUGAUAGUUGAGACUUGCGUUCGAGUUUGGUUUGCGGGCCAUGUCCUUUCCCCUGCCGCACCGGGGAGUGGAACGAGUGCUGGAACAGCCCAGAGUGGAACACAGGCGUCCUAUUGAACAUUGAUGAUCACAACAUAGCCGAAGAUGAACAAAUGAAUCGAUGAUUGGAGGAUGUGUG